AUGUGCUCUCACGCUCUCUCUCACGUGCUCUCUCACCCGCUCUUUUACACGCUCUCGCAUGCGCACUCGCAUGCGCACUCUCACGCGCUCUCUCACGCGCUCUCUCACGCGCUCUCUCACGCGCGCGCGCUCUCUCACGCAACUCUCACGCGCACUCUCACGCGCACUCUCACGCGCUCUCUCACGCGCUCUCCCACGUGCUCUCUGACGCGCUCUCUCACGCGCACUCUCACGCGCUCUCUCACGCGCUCUCUCAUGUGCUCUCACGCGCUCUCUCACGUGCUCUCUCACCCGCUCCCUCACCACUCUCGCAUGCGCACUCUCACGCGCUCUCUGACGCACACUCUCACGCGCUCUCUCACGUGCUCUCCCACCCGCUCUCUCACGCGCUCGUGCUCUCUCACACGCACUCUCACGCGCACUCUCACGCGCACUCUCACGCGCUCGCUCACGUGCUCCUCACGCGUCUCUCACGCGCUACCUCACGCGCUCUAA
Molecule: messenger RNA, 495 nt
Organism: Closterium sp. Yama58-4
Lineage: Eukaryota; Viridiplantae; Streptophyta; Zygnematophyceae; Desmidiales; Closteriaceae
Source: the annotation of a GenBank genome assembly